Messenger RNA from Herpailurus yagouaroundi (jaguarundi), 2950 nucleotides. It is a transcript of the gene ABCG2, whose product is annotated as ATP binding cassette subfamily G member 2 (JR blood group). Gene Ontology annotation, cellular component: plasma membrane. Gene Ontology annotation, molecular function: efflux transmembrane transporter activity; riboflavin transmembrane transporter activity; ATP binding. Lineage: Eukaryota; Metazoa; Chordata; Mammalia; Carnivora; Felidae. The record is from RefSeq and is a predicted model, not a curated record. Gene Ontology annotation, biological process: transmembrane transport. Bases 568 to 2535 code for a protein of 655 amino acids. The transcript is spliced from 17 exons.
AUUUGCUAGGAUUGGUUUUGACCCUUCCUCAAGUUGUUGCUUGUGUCAGAGAUACUGUUGUCAGGAUUCUGUCGUGCAAAGAGAAAGAUAAAAAUAUCUUUCUGACUCGUGCAUUUUUCUCCCUUUCCCAUCCUCUUGCCAGGAACGCUGGAAAUGGAUCCCAGGCUGAUUGGAGGCAUUAGGUCGUCAGUUUGAAUCCCAGUGGUCGAGAAAGAAAUGUGGGUAAUAACUAGCUGAUGGUGGAGAAGAAAGGAACUCAAGGAGGUAUGAGAACCGUUCAUUUUACCCUGGACAUUUCCUCAAGGCUAGUUUUUCUGGAAAGCCUCCGUCUUCCUGGUUGUUGCAGGACCUGGCUGAGGAGCUGUUCCAUUUCCUCUCUGAUUCUUUCUCUUACCUCCUGAGGACUGGCAAAGGAAAGGUCCUGGAACUUUAAAGAGCUGCAGUGUCUAAGGGAGAACCUGUAAGGAGAGAAGUCUUCUCAGUAUCACCACUUCCUCUCUACCAAGGCUCGGGCUGCUUUCCUUCGAGCAUCACACAUCAAAAGUGAAAAAGGCAGAAACUCUCCAGAUGUCUUCCGGUAAUGACGAAGUUUUUAUCCCAAUGUCACGAAGAAACACCAGUGACCUCCCCAGGACAACCUCCAAUGACCUGAAGACAUUUACCGAAGUAGCUGUGUUAAGUUUUCAUAACAUCAACUAUCGAGUAAAAGUGACGAGUGGCUUUCUUCUUGGUCGAAAAACAGUUGAGAAAGAAAUAUUAACAAAUAUCAAUGGCAUCAUGAGACCUGGCCUCAAUGCCAUUCUGGGACCCACAGGUGGAGGCAAAUCUUCGUUGUUAGAUGUCUUAGCUGCAAGGAAAGAUCCACAUGGAUUAUCUGGGGAUGUUUUGAUAAAUGGAGCACCUCGACCUGCCAAUUUCAAAUGUAAUUCAGGUUAUGUGGUACAAGAUGAUGUCGUGAUGGGCACUCUGACAGUGAGAGAAAAUUUACAGUUCUCAGCAGCUCUACGGCUUCCAACAACUAUGACGACUAAUGAAAAAAAUAUGCGGAUUAACAGGGUCAUUCAGGAGUUAGGUCUGGAUAAAGUGGCGGAUUCCAAGGUUGGAACUCAGUUUAUCCGUGGUGUGUCUGGAGGAGAAAGAAAAAGGACUAGUAUAGGAAUGGAGCUUAUUACUGAUCCAGCCAUCCUGUUCCUAGAUGAGCCCACAACUGGCUUAGACUCAAGCACAGCAAAUGCUGUCCUUUUGCUCCUGAAGAGGAUGUCUGAACAGGGACGAACAAUCAUUUUCUCCAUUCAUCAGCCUCGUUACUCUAUCUUCAAGUUGUUUGAUAGCCUCACCUUGUUGGCCUCAGGAAGACUAAUGUUCCAUGGGCCUGCCCAGGAGGCCUUGGGUUACUUUGCAUUAAUGGGUUACCAGUGUGAGCCCUAUAAUAACCCUGCAGACUUCUUCCUGGAUGUCAUUAAUGGAGACUCCUCUGCUGUGGUAUUAAACAGACAGGACCAGGCGGGUGAAGCCAAGGAGACUGAAGAACCUUCCAAGAGAGAUAUUCCACUCAUUGAAAAAAUAGCUGAGUUUUAUGCCAACUCUGCCUUCUCCAGAAAAACAAAAGAUGAAUUAAAUCAACUCUCAGAGGGUCAGAAAAAGAAGAGCUCAGCCUUUGGGGAGAUCACCUAUGCCACCUCCUUCUGUCAUCAACUCAGAUGGAUUUCCAAGCGUUCAUUCAAAAACUUACUGGGUAACCCUCAGGCCUCUAUAGCUCAGAUAAUUGUAACAAUCAUCCUGGGAUUGGUUAUAGGUGCCAUUUUCUAUGAUUUAAAAAAUGAUUCUGCAGGAAUCCAGAAUAGAUCAGGGGUGCUCUUCUUCCUCACGACCAACCAGUGUUUCAGCAGUAUCUCAGCUGUGGAGCUUUUUGUGGUUGAGAAGAAGCUCUUUAUACAUGAAUAUAUCAGUGGAUACUACAGAGUGUCAUCUUAUUUCUUUGGAAAACUGAUAUCUGAUUUACUACCCAUGAGGAUAUUACCAAGUAUUAUAUUUACUUGUAUAAUAUACUUCUUGUUAGGAUUGAAACCAGUUGUGGAGGCUUUCUUCAUCAUGAUGUUUACCCUUAUGAUGGUGGCUUAUUCAGCCAGUUCUAUGGCACUGGCCAUAGCAGCAGGCCAGAGUGUGGUAUCCAUAGCAACACUUCUCAUGACCAUCUCCUUUGUGUUUAUGAUGAUAUUUUCAGGGCUGUUGGUAAAUCUCACAACCAUCCAGCCUUGGCUAUCAUGGCUUCAGUACUUCAGCAUUCCUCGAUAUGGCUUUGCGGCUUUGCAGCAUAAUGAAUUUUUGGGACAAAACUUCUGCCCAGGACUCAACAUAACAACAAAUAAUACCUGUAGUUAUGCGACAUGUACUGGCGAAGAAUUUUUGGUAAACCAGGGCAUCGAUAUCUCCCCUUGGGGCCUGUGGAAGAAUCACGUAGCCUUGGCAUGCAUGAUUGUUAUCUUCCUUAUAAUUGCCUACCUAAAAUUGUUAUUUCUUAAAAAAUUUUCUUAAAUUCUUCUUGAAUUUACAUGAUUUAUGUGCACAUUAAAUAGGGAGUGUCUUGAUUUAUUUUAAGCAUUCAAUGAAGUGUUUUUGUCGUCUCUUCAUUUGGCAUCAUACUGUUCAGCAAGAAUUAUUUUUCCAGAAACCACAGCGAACUGAUUUAUACAUGAAAGAACUCAAGUCAUAAACUAGUGAUAUUAUGGACUGUGUAUUAGUUCAUCUGGUCAUACAGUAACCAUGGGGAAGACAUCUAGUUUAUCAACCUAAAACAGAAUUGAAUACUGGGAACUUGUGACAAGUUAUUAAUAUUUCUGGUAUUAGUUUCCUCAUCUUUAAAAUGAAUAGAGGGUUCAUUGCCCUCCAGCUCCAGUAUUAGAUGAAUCUGUGAUUUGCCAUUAUUUAAUAAAUCAUAAUAACAAAUGUA